Molecule: messenger RNA, 771 nt
Organism: Acaulospora morrowiae
Lineage: Eukaryota; Fungi; Glomeromycota; Glomeromycetes; Diversisporales; Acaulosporaceae
Source: the annotation of a GenBank genome assembly
AUGUCCGUGGACCUUAGUUUUUUCGAAAACCUCGAUCUAACAUUAGAGGAGGAAGCAAACCGAAGAGAAGGAAUACUUCGUCUGGUGCGAGAGUACGAAAGGACCUGCCGUAAUAUUACCGCAAUCCUGAACCGAGCUCAUUCUACUCAAACCGAAGAAGGCAACUCCUCAGAAAUUAUAAAUGCAAUGUUUAAAAUGUAUAUGUACAAAGAAAACUUACUUGAAUUACUUAAAAACGCAGUACCAACAAUCGCACAAGCGGCGAUUGAAAAAUUUGAAGAAGUGAAGCAACACUUAUCAAAUAUAGCCCAAGUAGUACCAUAUCAAAAAUACUAUAGGUAUAACGAACUUUGGACGAAGGUCGUUCAAUCAUCACUUUUUCUUGCAUCUUUCGCCGUUUAUCUUUCUUCAGAAAGGCUGAUUACAUCAGAUGAAAUUGAGUCAAUGUUUGGUGUCAGGGUCAAUUUGAAAAAUGACCUACAUGACUUUCACAUCUCUCUUGACGAAUUUCUUCAUGGAUAUAUCAUGUUGACUAAUGAACUGUCACGACUUGCAAUCAACUCUGUAACGCUUGGAGAUUAUGAUAGACCUCUGCGAAUUUCGAAAUUUGUUAAAGAGCUAUAUAUGGGAUUUCAGUUGUUGAAUUUGAAGAAUGAUUCUUUAAGGAAAAAAUUUGAUGGAAUCAAGUACAAUAUCAAGAAAAUUGAAGAAGUUGUCUAUGACGUCUCCCUACGAGGAUUGUCAGGAAAUCAAACAACAUCAUCGAGCUGA